AUGCUCCUUAGGGACGGGAAUAGAGAUUCGAUGCGCAGAACCAAUUCCAGGGUGCCAGAAGGCUCUCAAGACGACACAUUCGAACUGAUAGGUGAUGUGAACAGCAGAAUUUUAGAUGAGGGUCAGGGGCAGCAGAAUGAACAAGAUCACAUACAACCACAGCUACGUCAAGGUAUGGCGAACUUGAACUCCGAAUUGCAAGCUAUGCGAGACCGAAGCGUGCCGCAACGCAACCAAGACCAGAGAAGGGCCAGGUGGGUAGACGAGCACAAUCAGCGCUGGCCCCCAGUGGCGCUGAGACGACAUUAUCUGCGGCUCUUCUUGCGCAACCUGCUGUUGUUGGACCAUCUAUUGAUGGUGUUUCUCUUUCCGUUCUCGGUGUACAACGUGCUCAAAAUCCUGCUUGCGGAAGUAACUUUCUCGAACAGCGACUUUGUGGCGGACAUUGCCACGUACUGCCAUUAUUCGAACAUUCUGAGCGAAGAUGGCAGAUCUGUGGUCUUCUUUAAGAGCGGAUUUGGACUGUUGGGCAAAUUUCACAAUAUAAUUGUUUACUAUUCUGCUCCACUAUUUGUGUGGGCUUCAUCGAAAGCUGCCCUUGGUACGUGGGUUAUAAAGGCCUACGUAUCGCUGAUCAAAACGACCGCUGUGACCCUAUACACCGUCUAUGGAGUGGGCACAAGUGUCUACGUGUGUUUUGCGACUUUCUUCUUCGCUCUGUGUCUGUUGAUGACUGGAUUCAGACGCUACAAGGGUGCUGCAAGAAUAAUGGGGCAUCUGUAUCGCACCAUGGUGGGGGUCUUUUGA
This is a messenger RNA of Lachancea meyersii CBS 8951, 807 nucleotides long. Lineage: Eukaryota; Fungi; Ascomycota; Saccharomycetes; Saccharomycetales; Saccharomycetaceae. The record is from the annotation of a GenBank genome assembly.